AUGGUGGCGGUGACGUCACGGUCCAUCAUUGGCUUCCUAGCCCUUGGCAUCUGGGGGUGCGAAGCUACGGUCAGGAACGUAGCGAUUAUCGGUGCCGGAGCAGCCGGAUCGUCAACGGCGUACCACCUACAACGGUUCGCCGAAGAGCUAUCCCCAGACGUGGACUUCAACAUUACGAUAUUCGAGAAGACGGGACGGAUAGGCGGACGUACGCUGACGGUAGGGGUGUACGACGAUGACAGGCAGCCGGUGGAGCUGGGGGCGAGCAUCUUUGCGGGGGUGAAUGCCAUCCUGGUCAACGCCACACGCAACUUCGACCUGGAGCUGACCGGGCUGCGGGACGGGGAUCCGGGCGACGUGACGGCGAUAUGGGACGGGAAGAGGAUCGUGUACGACACCAAGGAAGGCGAUUCCUUCUGGUGGGACGCGGCCAGGCUGUGGUGGCGGUACGGCAUGAGCCCCUACCGGGCCUCGGGGCUGGUCAAGCGCGUGGUGGACCAGUUCCUCAGCCUGUACGAGGAGCCUUGGUUUCCCUUCCGAUCGCUCACGCAGAGGGCAUACGAGCUGGAGCUCUCCAAGCUGACGGGCGUGACGGGCGCUCAGCUGCUGGAGCAGAACGGCAUCACGGAGCAGUUUGGCCGGGAGAUACUGCAGGCGGCCACGCGCGUCAACUACGCCUCCAACCUGGCGCACCUGCACGGCGUGGACACGGCGGUGUCGCUCGCGGCCGAGGGCGCGUCCGCCGUCGAGGGUGGCAACUGGAGAAUAUUUGACGGCAUGGUGCGGCGGAGCGGUGCGGCCCUGCGGCUCAACACCACCGUGACGGCCAUCGACGUCGACGUCGACGCCGACGGCGGCGGCGAGCCAGGACGUGACGGCAAGAGAUACACCAUCACCACUACGGACAGCGAGGGGCGGUACCCCGUAUCGUUUGACAAGGUUGUGCUGGCGUCGCCGUGGCAGUUCAGCCGCAUCCGCGCCGACGAGAAUGUGCUCCGCCACAAGAUCGACGCCGUCAACUACACCAAGCUCCACGUCACGCUGCUCACCACGCCCUUCCGUCUGCGCCCCGGCUUCUUCGGCCUCGAGCCGGGAUCGAAGGCCCCCAGCAACGUGUACACCACCCUGCCCGUCGACGAGGAGCCUCGCCUCGGCAACGCCGCCGGGUCACCGGGGUUCUUCAGCGUCAGCACGCUGCGGCCUGUGACUGACCCGCGGUCUGGCAGGCGGGAGUUCCUCUACAAGAUCUUUUCGCCUGAGCCUGUCGAGCCGACGUUCCUGUCCGACAUCUUUGGCGUACACGUGGACGAGGUGAAGGGGAAGGGGGACGGCGGCCCCAUCUCGUGGUACUAUCCUACCUCGUUCUAUGCGUACCCCACGGCCUUGCCGCGCGUGACGUUCCAGGAUCCCGUGGUCGGAGACGGCGUCUUCUACACGUCUGGCAUGGAAGGUUUUAUAUCGACCAUGGAGACGAAUGCUCUGAUGGGAAUGAAUGUGGCGAGGUUGAUGGUUGACGAGGUGAGGGGGAAUUUUGUGAAGGAGUAUAAUGAUGAGCUGUAG
Messenger RNA from Geosmithia morbida, 1560 nucleotides. RefSeq names its product prenylcysteine oxidase / farnesylcysteine lyase. The coding region runs from base 1 to 1560 and encodes 519 amino acids. NCBI's taxonomy places the organism in Eukaryota, Fungi, Ascomycota, Sordariomycetes, Hypocreales, Bionectriaceae. The record is from RefSeq and is a predicted model, not a curated record. Gene Ontology annotation, molecular function: prenylcysteine oxidase activity. Gene Ontology annotation, biological process: prenylated protein catabolic process; prenylcysteine catabolic process. The transcript is spliced from 2 exons.